GCCUCUGCGCGGGGAGACCGACUCCCAGAGAGGGAGAGACGGGCAGGAAGUCCGCGGCGAAACGGCGGACCCGGGCUCGGCCACCUCGAGUGCCACUGUUUCCAGGCGGUUCCUGAGGUCUGUGAAACAGUAGUCUUCGCAGGUGCCUGCCCCUCUGUUCUCGGCCCCCAAUACUAGCCCUCGGGGCAUCCCAGCCUGGAAAAAUGAGGACCCGGAGGUGGAAAGACCCCGGCCUCGAGGAGGCGGGGCACAGCCAGGGUGCGAGAACACGGCCCACCAGGGCAACCCAGCUGUGAACCCGGGUUCACAGUGGCUUCACUUCCAAUCUUUUAGGGGUGAGUGCGGGGCGGAGCAGGAUGGCGCUGGUGACCCGGAGACUGAGGUGGGGAAGGGGAGGGAGAUACGUGGUGGGACCCUGUCCUCCUCCUCCCCACCUGCUCCGCAGUUCAACCGAGGCUCGAAAAGACAGAAUAUCUGGUAGAGCAGCAAUCACAGCCUCUCUGUGCCGCCUGGUGGCCACAAGGAAGAAAGGCAAGAGCCAGUGACCCUGUUGAGAAAGGGAAGGAAACUCGCAUAUAGGGGCAAUUGCCGCUAUGGCUCUGGGUGAGUUGGUGUCUGGCCAACAAGUGAAUCUGCCACCCCAUCUGCCCGAAGGGUACCAUCCCCCAGCUCACCCAUUCUGCCCUGGUGCCUUGGAUCCCGCCUCUCCCACAUGUCCCCCAUGAUUUUCUGCUCCUCCUGCUCCUGCUGGACUGGGCCUGAGUCACUUCCCAGGCGGGACUCUGGGAAAGGCUGCGCGGGACCCACGGUCACAAGUGACAGGCUCGGGCUGCAGUGCCGGCUCUCCGUCUCCCAGCUAGCCAGGCCUUCCCAGGUGACAUCAGGAUAAGCCACUGGCCCCCAGCGGCCACAGUAUUCCUCUCUGAGCCCCAGGACCCACGGGGGAAGAAAGGCUGUGAUCCCCCGGCGGGGGAGAACCACAGGAUUAAAACCAGGUGCCCUGCCCCCCACACACACCCAGCAUCCUGGCCCAGUCCCAGCUCUAGGGCCUCAUUUUACUUCUGCCUCCCUUUCCUCAAACAACACACAUUUUCCACUCAGCUGGGGGCCAGGAAAGGAUGAAUGUGCGCCUCAAGGAUGAUGACUGCUCUGGCAAGGCUCCCUGUGGCAGAGAGGGGUGACCUUCCCUCAGCCCAGUGUCCUCAUGGCGUGAGCCCUCGCAGGGCCCCUCACAUCAGGCUCUGAUUCUUCCUCUGUAUAAGGAGACCACUGGGCAGCUGAGCCCGGAGGCUCCUGCCUGGACUGACCCUGCAGAGCCACAAAGAAUCACAUCAUUUUGAAAUACUCAUGGCAGAGGAAGGGGCCAUCCUCACCAGGAACCUGAAAGCUGCUGUCUCCGCCAUCCUCCAGGGCUACCCUGGCGGGCAGCCUCCAGUGACAGAUGCCAGCGCUGAGCUGCACAGACUCUGUGGCUGCCUGGAGCUGCUGCUACAGUUUGACCAGAAAGAGCAGAAGAGCCUCUUGAGGCCUCGGAAGGAUUACUGGGACUUCCUCUGCUCUGGCCUACGGCAACAGCGGGGCAGCACGGAGCCGGCCCGCUUCGUCUGCUCACAGGACAAGUUGAAGACUUCUCUAGCAAAAGGCCGUGCCUUCAUCCGCUUCUGCCUAGCCCACGGACAGCUGGCCGAGUCCCUGCAGCUCUGCCUUCUGAACCCCGAGCUCACCAGGGAAUGGUAUGGCCCCCGGAGCCCUCUGGUGUGCCCUGAACUCCGGGAAGACCUCCUGGAUUCUCUCUAUGCUCUCAAUGGAGUGACCUUCGACUUGAACCUGCGGUGGCCGGACCUAGAUGAAGCCUGGCCCAUGUUCUCAGAGUCCUGCUGCCCCAGCCGGACCCAGGGAAGAAGACCCAGAAAGACCAAAGACUCCCCAAAGCAGCUUCCUAGCACCAGGUACGGAUACCGUGAGGACUCAGCCUGUGCCCAGAAGGGGGAACACACUGCAACGCCACCUGUUAAGUGCGGUGAUGCAGCCAUGCACGGAGGAACAGGGGAGCCUGGAGACGGCUUCUCAGGAGAGAUCUCAGCCACACGUGGAAACCCCACAGCAGUCCAGCCAGAGGAGCUGCACACUAGCCAAACCAGCUGUCUGCAAGAUGCACCCAGGGAAGACUGGUUAGCCGGACUCCCCAGGUCCCAGCAACAAAGGCACCUUCCUCCCUAUUUGGAAAAGAAAAGAGAAGAUCCCAGGAGCCUCGGGUCCUCCCAGGGCAUGUGGGAACCAGCAGGGGAGGAACUUCAGCAAGCCCAGGAGAAAGGAGCCCCAAGAACUGGGAUCUGCCUGGAGAUUUCAACACCCAGCAUCCAGGAACAGGGAGAGGGGUCUGAGGGGGCUCCAAAGGAGGUGACAGGCACAGAGGCCAAGGGCAGAAGGAUUCUUCCCAGUGCGGAGGGGACUCAUGAAGGGGGAGCAGAGCGGGGUCAUGUCCGUAGGCUACUGGCCUCCAGCCCUACAGGGACAAUAGAGGACACAAUGUCAGGGAACCAGCAAGAGUGGGAGGUGCCUAGCAUUCCAGGGGAGCCCCGGGUCCUUUGGGGCCUGGGAACAAAGGAAGACUUCACCCCAGAGGAACCACAGGAGGAAACAGGAGAGACCAGUGUGACCAGGAGGAAGGAGCAAGCAGAAGUGGCCUUGCAGGAUGUGGUCAAGAGCCUGAGACGUGGGCUCCGGAAGACCGAGGAGCGGGCGCAGCACCAGGAGCAGCUGCUGAAGGAGAAGGAAGGGGAGCUGCGGACACUACAGGAGCGGCUCAGCAGGUGUCAGGAAGAGAGGGCCCGGCUGCAGACAGAGCUGGAGCAGAAUCAGCAGGAGGCUGAGAGGAGGGACGCCAUGUAUGAGAAGGAGCUUGGAGGGCAGCGGGACCUGGUCCACGCCAUGAAGAUGAGGGUGCUGGAACUGAUUCAUCUGAUGUGGCAGUUAGCUUCCUGCCCCAUCCUUCCUAAAGAGAAGCCACAAGUCAACCACCCCUGUCCACUGUUGAAGCUCCAGCAGCUUAAACAUGAAAUCAUGACCAUGGAUCCUCAGAUGUUUGAGAAGAGUCUAGAACAUAGAAGCAGAGACAAAGGUAAACAAAAAAGAUCGGUCUCCUAUGAAACAGGAUAAUGUGAAAAGUGACCUACAAAAGAUGAGAAAUGUUCUUGGAAAUUAAAAAUAUCUCUGAAAUUUUAACUCGAGGAUAGGAAGAGGAAGAGGAGGCUAUCUCUCAAAAUGUAGAAUAAAAGGCAUAAAAAGACGGAAUACAUGAAAGAGAUAGUUAGAAACAUAAAGAAUCAUUCCAGGAGAUUCACUAUCUCACUAUCUCUUCUCCAACUGAUAAGAAUUCAAAAAAAAAAAAAGAGAGAGAGAGAGAGAGAGAAUAUAAGAUAAAAGUAUGCGAGACUUUCCAGGCUCUAAUGGUUGCAGAUCUUCAGAUGUAAAGAUUUCACUGAGUGACCAGCACAAUAAGUGAAAGGGAGCAAAACCCACAUUGAGAUACACUGUUGUGAAAUCGCCAUAAAACAAAGAUGAGGACAAUAUACUCAAAGACACGUCACCUAUAAAGGAAGUAGGACACAGAAAAACAUGUUAAGAAUCAAUGGUGCAAUACUUUCAAGUUCUGAGGAAAGCUAACUUUUGCCCUAGAAUUCUAGAUCCAGCCAAACUAUAAAACAAGCAGAGAAGGUGAUAUGGGAAAAGACAUUUUUCAGAAAGACAGGUUAUAGAAAAUUUACCUCCCACAGGGCCCUUCUUGGGAAGUUAAUUAAGGAUGUGCUUCGGAAAAACAAGGAAGUAAGCUUGGCUUACCAAGAAAGAAGAUGUGGAAUUCAGGAAACAGUAGCUCUAGCCCGGGAGAGAAGAAAAGGGAAUUUCCAAGAUGACAAGUGGCUGUCAAACCCAAGGAGCAGUACAUCCAGGCUGAAACAGAAGUACUGAGGAGGAAGGUCUCCGGGGAAAAAGAGAAUCAAUGCCAUACCUGAUAUGAUGAAGAAUUUGUUGAGGAGAGGGAACAAUUAGGCUGUGUUAAAGGCAAGUCAUGCAAGGACUUUGCAAGGAGCAAAGAAAGGCAAUUAAAAAGUCCUGGAAAAACAAAAAAUUUCCAAGGAAAUGUUUAGAACACAUCUUAGCUCUCCUUGAAGCAAUAUGCUUAUAUAUUUUCUAAUAAUACAAAUACUAUUUUUUGGUUUUUUCAAUGUUAGAAUCAACCUAAAGACAAAGCACAGUAAACAAUUGUAAUUAUAGAACAAAUGUAAUGUUAUUACCUAAACAACAUUAAGUACACAAAAUAGAAGCCAAUAGAAAUUUCUGUGAAGAUGGAAAUGUUCUAUACUCGCCCUGUCCAAUACAGCAGCUACCAGUCACAUGUAGUGACCGAGUACCUCAAAUGUGUCUGAUGUGACUGAGGAACUGAAGUUCUAAUUUUAGUUAAAUGAAAUAUAAAGUUAAGUAGCCCCAUGUGGCUAGUGGCUACCAUAUUGGACAUAGCAGGAAUAGAUAACGAGUAGGAGGUGGAUGAAGGAGGCCAACCGAAGAGGAAGUGAUGCUGGUAUCAUCAUAUUACAGAAUGGCAGUCAGGAUGCUAUCUGUGCUUCACAGAAUGAGUGAGAAAUAAAUGUGUGAGUAUAUUCUGUAAAACUACAGUAGUAAUAGAGGAACCAAAAAUAGGGAUAUAGCCGCAUGGGGAGGAAGGAGGUGGAGUUAGUGGGGAUGGUAAUAAACAAGCUAAGUCCUCUGACAUCAAGGUAAGGAGCUCUGUAGAUGUUCUCUCUUGACAUAUCAAAAAAAAGAGGAUAUGAGCAUAUUACUUAAGUGUGGAAGUAAUAUCAAAGAGAAAAAGCGACAAGUGUAAGAGGUGGUUUGCCAUUGAGAAUGGAAGGAGUAGGGAGGGUGUCUAUUUCCUUUUGAUAUAAGUUCUUCUGCACUGUUGGAUUUUUAAAUCGUGUGUAUAUAUCAUCUUGAUAAAAAAAGAAAGACUUUAAACCCACAUUCCUAAACAUCCUUUAAAAAAAAAACAGUAAAGAUAGUUUUGCAGGAGUAUAACA
Messenger RNA from Neofelis nebulosa (Clouded leopard), 5075 nucleotides. RefSeq names its product RUN and FYVE domain containing 4 (gene RUFY4). The transcript is spliced from 13 exons. Gene Ontology annotation, biological process: positive regulation of macroautophagy. The record is from RefSeq and is a predicted model, not a curated record. The coding region runs from base 1348 to 3159 and encodes 603 amino acids. Lineage: Eukaryota; Metazoa; Chordata; Mammalia; Carnivora; Felidae.